AUGGAUGACCUUCCCCAACGCGUACGAGCUAACGAGAAGGCCAAUGCGGUGAAGCGCCAGGAGAUCAACGAUAUCUUUGCCAAGUCAAGGUCGGACCCCGAUACCCCGACGUUGAAGUUAUUGGCGACUCAGAUAGCCCGUCUCCAAAGUCUUAAUCUUCAAGUGAAAUGCUCGAGACUCGACCGAGCCAAGUCCGAUACAAUUGAAGCUAUCAACAAGCUUCAUGAGCAAUUGGCGGCAGUGGAGCAGCAACUAGAUGCUACGCAAAAGGCUAUUGACAAGCUUGGCGGGGACAGCGCGGAGGAGACCACCCCAGAAAUUAGGUCGAUUGAGAGCUAUACUCGCACGGUGACAAACACCGUCAACCGCAUUCAGACCUCGUGGUUCGACAUUGUGGUGCUUGCGUUAUUUGAUCGACGAGACCAGCUACUAUUUUGCCAUCGGCCUAUCAUCAACAUUGACGAUAUCGCCACUGCGCCUAUUCUUGAUCUUAAUGAAUUUCUUGAGAAUUUGAUCCGGUUCCAAAUGGUGUUAUCAGAAUUAUUCGAUGUUGAUCUACCGUUCAUCGAUGAGCUCCAGACCCAGAUGUUGCCUAACCUGCGGUUUUACGAUCUUAUCCGAGAGAAAGAAACGCAAAUGAGAGGCGAUAGUACUGAGACGGAUGAGAAAGAGCCAGAGGACUCCCCCACGCCCAUGAGUUUGAUUUACCCUAACCGUCGCGUGUCAAUGCCCACGACCAGUCUACAAACGGUGACGGGGACAUCGAUCGAGACUCCCCCUGCUGCUCCUCAUCGACCCGACAUUUUGCUCCCACUUUCCAGCAAAACCAUAAACAGUCAGCGUCGAGCCACCAUCACUAAAGUACGACGGCUGGUGCUGACCCUGCCACCACCGGCAAUCACGCAAACGACGCUGGGAACCACGCGGCGAGUGAUCAUCCCGCAUCGGAUCCUCCUGGUACCAUUGAAUAAGAUUGGGGUGCGGGAGUUCACCAAGUUUAUGGCGACGAUAAUUAAAAUCCUCGUCAAUUUCCACGUCUACUUUGCCAGUCAGGGACUCAAAUACACUCUGCUCACCAACUUGCGGGACUUGUUGGCACGGGUGGUGCGGCGGGAGCCGCUGGACGAGCCGCGGCUGCUAGAAGUGACGAAGUUGCUCCAGGAGGUGUACCUGCUGGUAGUGACACGCCAUCUGGCUCCGCAGCUUCUUGAUUUGAACAUUGUGGAGAUGAUGGUGGAGAAGGACGACUGGGAAAGCGUCACUCGCUCCAAGUAUCUACGGUAG
Messenger RNA from Diutina rugosa, 1284 nucleotides. RefSeq lists its product as uncharacterized. The coding region runs from base 1 to 1284 and encodes 427 amino acids. The transcript has a single exon. The record is from RefSeq and is a predicted model, not a curated record. Lineage: Eukaryota; Fungi; Ascomycota; Pichiomycetes; Serinales; Debaryomycetaceae.